Molecule: messenger RNA, 606 nt
Organism: Penicillium atrosanguineum
Lineage: Eukaryota; Fungi; Ascomycota; Eurotiomycetes; Eurotiales; Aspergillaceae
Product: fungal specific transcription factor domain-containing protein
Exons: 1
Coding region: 1-606 (201 amino acids)
Source: RefSeq, a predicted model, not a curated record
AUGCACCUGCCUUACCUGUCCCGAGCCGCCACGGACCCGGCUUAUUCCUACUCGAGGGAUGCAUGCAUGGAGGCGGCACGCAUGGUCAUCCGCACUGAGCGACAACUCGCGAGAGAGGACCUUCCGUUUGUAUUAGCACGCCUGAAAUUUACGGGUGUCUUACAUUGCGUUUGCAUCGCCAUCAUCGUCCUUUUGAUGGAUCUCUGUCGUCACAAAAGCCCCCAGUCCGAAGGUGACCGAGACAGCCGAGUGGAGAUUUACAAUGCGUUUAGCAUCCUGGAAGAAGCCCGAGGUCAAUCGCCCUUUGCCGAGAAGAUACUAGAGCAAUUCUACGCGAUUCUCCACCGACACAAUAUCCCCCUUUCAGGUGGUGAAGGCAGGCCGGUAACCCGACCGGGCAAUGUCAGCGAGCAGGCAUCCAAACAGACUAAAGAUAAGUCUCUACCGUCUAGGGACAGCCAAAUGAGCAUCGAUGGCAUGCCUGAUCCGAGUCUUCCGUCAUUCGAUGAUCUCUGGCAGGUCUUUGACACCAAUGUAGACCCUGCAUCUCUCGUGGAUUGGAAUACUCUGUUCUUUGAACUGGACACUCCCUUUGUGUCACUGUGA